GAACAAACAACAGGGUUGCAGUCAUCAAAAGCUGCGGGAGAACUAUGCCCAAGAGGUCAAGGUAUACUCGCGUGGAUACGUUGACAGAUGAAGAUCUUGAUUUUCGGGAGAGAGAGCUGGAGAUGGCCUUACGCCAAAGAAAUGAAGCACUGAAUUCGAAGAGGAAUUCUUUGGGAGAGAAGUUCACACCACUGGGCGACCAUCAGAAAUUCAAGGAGAUGCAAAGCUUCAAACAGCUCCGAGAUAGGGAGAGGUAUUUGCUGCACGAAGUCCAGGAAGAAAAGCGCCGGCGCCAGGACAAGGCCGCAGCGGAGGCGGCGGCCGCGGCGGCACAACAAGCACCGAACGCAGCAAUGUCUGCAGCAAUCGCAGAGUACUUUGCACAGCAGAAGCAGACCAAUGCUGCAGCUGAGAAAGCCGCACGCAAGAUGUCUGCGAGCAUCGCCAAGACAGCGCAGAUUCAUCCGUCCCUGGCAAGUGUCUAUGCCAACGCUGCUCCAGUGGAGCAGGUGCAUCUGGCAUCUGCAUCUGCAUCUGCAUCUGCAUCAGCGGCAGCCGCAUCACAACCUUCAAAUGCUGGAGAGGAGAGUGCUGGCACGACUCAGGAGUCAUGGCAAGCUGCGGCCCAGGCGGCCCAGGCGUCCCAGGCGUCCCAGGCGGCCUCCAGUGCCUCCAGUUUCACCCGGGCGCCGCUGUGGCCGGAUCCUGCGGCGAUUGCAGCACUGCCGGCCGCCUUCCGGGCCCGGGCGCUGGCGAGCAUGGCGGCCUCGCGAUCAUGAGCAAAA
Molecule: messenger RNA, 785 nt
Organism: Cladocopium goreaui
Lineage: Eukaryota; Dinophyceae; Suessiales; Symbiodiniaceae
Source: the annotation of a GenBank genome assembly